Messenger RNA from Miscanthus lutarioriparius, 1036 nucleotides. NCBI's taxonomy places the organism in Eukaryota, Viridiplantae, Streptophyta, Magnoliopsida, Poales, Poaceae. The record is from the annotation of a GenBank genome assembly.
AUGGAGACGCUGGCCAGCGCCAUGCGGCGCGAGAACCGCCGGUCCAAGGCCCCGUCCUCCUCCUCCGUCGCCACCGCCCUCGCCUCGGGCAGGGUCCCUCUCGUCAUGGCCUUCCUCUCCUGCCUCGCCUGGCUCUACGUCGCCGGCCGGUUGUGGCAGGACGCGCAGACCCGGGCGAUCCUGUCAGGAUUCCUCGAGAAGAGCUCUGGCAGCGUCCCGAAGGUGCUCUCGGUGGAGGACAAGCUUAGGAACCUCGGAUGCAAGGCGAUUGGAAGCAAAAUUGUUGAGGCGGAGAUGGACCUGACCAAGGCCAAGAGCGAGGGGUACCUGUGGGGGAACAGGACUGCAGCUGUGGACUCUGACAAGAAGAAGCAGCUUCUUGCCGUCAUUGGAGUUUACACUGGGUUUGGAUCCCGUCUCAAGAGGAACGUCUUCCGUGGCUCCUGGAUGCCCAGAGGUGAUGCUCUGAAGAAGCUUGAGGAAAAGGGUGUAGUUAUUCGUUUUGUUAUUGGUCGGAGUGCAAAUCGAGGUGAUAGCUUGGACCGUAAUAUUGACGAUGAAAAUCGGCAGACAAAGGACUUCUUGAUUCUUGAAAGUCACGAAGAGGCUGCAGAAGAAUUACCGAGCAAAGCAAAGUUUUUCUUCAGUGCCGCAGUUGAAACCUGGGAUGCAGAAUUCUAUGUGAAAGUUGAGGAUAACAUUAAUCUUGACUUAGCUGGGUUAAUUGAGAUGCUCGAAGGCCGUCGAGGUAGCCAAGGAUUGUAUAUGGGUUGUAUGAAAUCAGGGGUUGUCAUAAGUGAAGAGGGCCAACAAUGGUAUGAACCUGACUGGUGGAAAUUUGGAGAUUCAAAAACGUAUUUUCGACAUGCUUCUGGUUCUUUGUUUAUCCUCUCAAAAAAUUUGGCACGCUACAUCAACAUAAAUAGUGCAUCACUGCAGAGUUAUGCACACGACGACAUAUCAGUAGGUUCAUGGAUGAUGGGACUGAAUGCAACUUACGUGGACGAUGACCGGUUGUGCUGCAGCAGUUCCAAAG